Molecule: messenger RNA, 2490 nt
Organism: Amphimedon queenslandica
Lineage: Eukaryota; Metazoa; Porifera; Demospongiae; Haplosclerida; Niphatidae
Product: heat shock 70 kDa protein 12A-like
Exons: 3
Coding region: 528-2423 (631 amino acids)
Source: RefSeq, a predicted model, not a curated record
UAUAAUAAAUAUUUAUUGCCUAUGACUCCAUCCUGAAUUAAGAAAGCUGUUUGUUCUUCCGUCCCAAAUUCCUUCCUAGCAAUAUUCACAAAUCAACUAACAAAUGCACCUCAAGUUAUGGUGUAAUUACUUAAAUACAGUAUAAAGUGGAGGGAGCUCAAUCUUCCUCAGUAUGUUUAUAAGGUACAGUCUAUGUAAAGUAAUCACAGUGUUCUAGUCUUAGAACAUAAGUGCAUACGCUACUGACCAUAAAUUAAUCAUACAUGUACAAGCAGAGACUUUAGUACAGCACAUUCAGUGCAUGUUAUUUAUGCACACAAUUCAUAAAAUUGGUUGCAAAAUUAUAAAGAGAGACACACAAAAAUAAUAGUAGCCCUAGCGUGAGAAAAACUAUCAGUCACAUCUAGCAGUUUAUAUAAAGAUAAAAUAAUACUGAAGAUACUCACAAGCAGUUAUGCUCAUAUAAGUGCAAGUCACAUGAUAGGACUAGAAGAACAAACACAGCUAACAAACUGUCCUGAAACCUAAUGAUGGCUUUAUCUAAGGGACCACUGGCAAGAGCUGAGAAGAUACAGACACCAACUCCUAGGCUACAAGAAAGCAACUGUAUAGCAGCUAUUGACUUUGGAACCUCAUCACUAUCAGUAGCAUAUACCACUCCAAGAACAGGAGGAGAUGUAAAAAUUCUACCACUUUACAGUUCACUAGAAAGAAUCCCUAAUGCUAUACUGAUCAUGAGAGAUGAGCUGGGGCAGCAAUAUCUAACAAUUGAGAUUGGACGCCAAGCACAGACUAGGUACAGUGAUAUCAAGAAGAAAGCUGCUAAAAACUUCAUUUAUUUCGAAAGAAUAAAGAAUUUACUACAGAGAGAUAUAUCAUUAAACCGUACUACUGAAGUCUCUUCAUUCACUGAUGGAGGAUCUUAUUAUCUCAUUGAAGUUAUAGCUUUUAUACUAACACACCUCAAAAAGAUGCUGCUGAAUGAUCAUCUGAAAGGAAACUACAAGUCAAGUGAUUUUGAUUGGGUAAUUACUGUUCCUGCUAUAUGGAAAGCAAGAGCAAGAAGAAUGAUGAGAGAAGCUGCUUAUAUGGCUGGUCUGACUUCUGAUGCUCCUGGUAUAACAAGGUUCACUCCAGUUGGUUCUCCUUUACCACGUCCAGAGGAGGUUAAUCCUGAGAAGCUAUCAUUAGCUCUAGAACCAGAAGUAGCUGCUAUAUAUGCACAGCAUAAGUCAGAAGUAUCAGGAACACCUCCACAGAGAUAUAUGGUAGUUGAUAUAGGAGGAGGUACAGUUGAUAUUACUGUACAUGAUAAGAGUAAUGGGAGAAUUAGUGUAGUACUACCACCAAUGGGCAACACCUGGGGAGGUACUACUGUCAAUGAAGAAUUGUCAAUGUUACUGGAAGAAAUAGUAAAUGAUAAAGGUUUCAAAUCUUUCAUAAAGUCUAAUCCAAUUGGCGCCAAGGCUACACUUAAUAAAUUUUUUUAUGAAGAAUUUGAAGAGCGAAAGAAAAUGUUUGGAAAUGCAAAAGUGGGUAUUCGUGAAAUAGUAUUGACCUUGCCAAACACUUUUGUAAAAUUUUAUGGAAAUGAGAAGCUUUAUGAAGCAAGGAAGCUGAAUAUGCAUUAUGAUCCAGGAGAUGAUACAUUGAGCAUUGAAUACGACCUAUUAGAAGAGAAGGUAUUCAAAUUCACAACAGAUAUGAUCAUAGAGUGCGUGAGAGCAGCAUUUAAGGGCCUGACAGAUCAUAUCGAUACAGUUUAUCUAGUAGGAGGGUUUGGAGGAUGUAAGUUUGUUAGGCAAAGGAUAGAAGAAGGUAUUGCUCAGCAUUGUGGUAUUCUUUUUGAUAAUAUAGAGUGUCCUAUACAACCAGAUCUUGCUGUUGUAUUAGGAGCGGUAAUGUGGAGGAAAGAUCCUAACAUAAUCCAAUCACGUGUUGCUGAUGCUACCUAUGGGACAGGUCUCUCUGAUGCAUUUGACCCAUCAAUACAUGAUGAGCAUUACAAGUUUUUCAAUGAAGAUGGUGUACAACGUUGCGACAAUGUCUUUGAGGUAUUUGUACUCAAAGGAGAAGUAAUUCGACAAGAUGAAGUAUAUCAAACAACAUUGAUACCUUUUUCUCAAAGCUACAUACUAGUUAAUAUUCCUAUAUUCUCUACAGCAGAUGAUGGAGUUCAGUAUGUCAGAGAUAAAGAAGGUAAACAUACAGUACGUAAGAUUGGUGAGCUAAUACUUGAUCUUCCUAAUCCUGAUAAUGUACCAAAUAAAGAGAGAAGAUAUGACGUAUUUAUGGAUUUCAGAGGUACGGAGAUACAAGCAAGAGCUAAGUAUAGUAUCACAGGAGAAGAAGUGAAAACAGUUUGUGACUUUCUAAUCAAACCAAGACUAAUAAUAAUAACAAUAAUGAAAACGAAAGAAUAGUACAUGUAAUGUAUUGCUAGUAACAAUGACUAAAGUGUUUAUUACCAUAAAUGGAGUGACUUUUUGU